Molecule: messenger RNA, 1386 nt
Organism: Anolis carolinensis (green anole)
Lineage: Eukaryota; Metazoa; Chordata; Lepidosauria; Squamata; Anolidae
Exons: 6
Coding region: 391-1218 (275 amino acids)
Source: RefSeq, a predicted model, not a curated record
UCCAGCUCCUGCCAACCUAGCAGUUCGAAAAAAAUGCCAAUGUGAGUAGAUCAAUAGGUACCGCUCCGGCGGGAAGGUAACGGCACUCCAUGCAGUCAUGCCAGCCACAUGACCUUGGAGGUGUCUACGGACAACGCUGGCUCUUGGGCUUAGAAAUGGAGAUGAGCACCAACCCCCAGAGUCAGACACGACUGGACUUAACGUCAGGGGAAACCUUUACUUUACCUUAUCUUUGAGUUCCAAUUAACGAAGAGUUCCCUGUCUAUUAGAAAGGCCUGAUUGAUGUCAAAAGUUGUCUGUUGGGACCAAAAAGGGAACCCAAGACGGAGGGACCCACCUUUCGCUCAGGUUUCUCCUUCUCAGCUUCUGGGAAGAACAAGGGCCUUUUGAAUGAAGGCAGAGAAUGAAAGGAUAAAGGGAGCCAAAGCGAGGCACAGGUGGGGCUUUCUCUCUCUCUCUCUCUCUCUCCCUCCCAGGCUUGAAAGCGCAGUGUCACGAUGGGCCAGGACAAGGUCCAAAGACGAAGAAGACCCCCGGUUCCCACCGAGAGAUAAAAGGAGCCCUGUGUUCGAAGGACCGCGGGACGGAGCCCAGUUUGCAACCAGAGGAAGAUCAAAAUCGAGAUUUGGCUUCGCUGGGCAGAUGGGAGAACAAAGGACAAAGGGCUUGGAUCCCUCAAGGAGAAAGACCCUCCAUUCUGGCCUGGAGCUGAGCCAGGCGCCCAAAGCAUCCAACCGCAAGCUGGCGAUUGUGACGAUCGGGGCCGUCUCCGUCCUCUCCAUCAGCCUCGUGGGCGUCCUGUUGGCUACCUACCUGGGACAGGCCACUUGCGGCCAGAGAGACCCGUUGAACUACCUGCCGCCCCAAGUCAAUGUCCAGAAUGAAGCCUCGCUCUUAUUGGCACUGAGCGAAUUGGGUGAAGCAGGAGCAGCGCCAGGAAUCACCUGCGACCUUAGAAAUCACCUGAUGGUGUAUCACGGCCAACUGGAAGGAUGUGUGGCCCGGAAAAUGGACGCCUCCGAGCCGAUGCCCUCCUGCCAAGACUUGGAGAUAUAUUUCCAAGCGGUCCUGAAAAAUGCUACACUGGGCAUGGCAGCGGAGGUGCAGCUCGUGGAGCCGGGGUCUCUGGGCAGCUUGGCCACCUUGCUUUGCAGCAACAAGCCCACCUAUCUGCUCGGCAGUUUCAUCUCUUCACCAAGGCAUUCCACAAUGGCAUAAAAGAAGUUGGAAAGCUCUUCAACGGCCCUGUUGGUUUUCCUUCUUCCUCCCCAAAUCCUAACCUAAGACAACAACACAACAAGCAAGAAAACUAUCAAGGCCUAUGUGUCAUGCUCCCUUCUCUGUUCCUUCAUCCAGCAAUAGACAAAUGAAUAGAUCAAACUAUGA